Trypanosoma grayi is the source of this 2016-nucleotide messenger RNA. RefSeq names its product surface protease GP63. The transcript has a single exon. The record is from RefSeq and is a predicted model, not a curated record. Gene Ontology annotation, molecular function: metalloendopeptidase activity. Lineage: Eukaryota; Euglenozoa; Kinetoplastea; Trypanosomatida; Trypanosomatidae. The coding region runs from base 1 to 2016 and encodes 671 amino acids. Gene Ontology annotation, biological process: proteolysis; cell adhesion. Gene Ontology annotation, cellular component: membrane; cytoplasm.
AUGAAUCGCUGGUCUUCAGGGGACGCAUGGAGGCUUGCUGCUGGUGUGCUUCUUGUCUUUGUGGCAGUGACGCACGCCAGUGUAGAUGUAUCAACCGGCUUAGUACGCAGACAUAUCUGCAAACACCAACAAGUUGCCAUUCCAUACAGUCAACUUCCGACCGUCAACGUGAGUUACCGCAAGGCUUUGCCGCGCAGCAUCACCACUGCAGCCCUUGCUUCUGGCCGCCGAAACAUUCGAUUUCACGCUCAUUUCCUCUUGGACGGCUCCUGCAAAGAAGUAGGGCAGGAGGUUCCCAACUACGAGGGCACGAACGUGGCGUGCACCUCCAAAGAUAUAGUAACACCGCGGAAACUUAAGGUGCUAAAUUUCAUAAUGGACUCUGCAUUUGGGUUCCUUCAGCAGGCGAUCCUUGUGGAUCCCGUAGAUCACCUUGAGGUAAAUGCGGGGGCAUGUUCGAAUCUGGUGAGCCCCGCAAUGACAAUAGAAAAUAAAGAUUACGCCGUGUUGAUCACAGCCAACCCGGGGAGGUCGCAAGGAGACGUAAUUGCAUGGGCCCGCUGGUGUGCUAAAGACUCCUUCACAGGCAGACCUGUGGUUGGCCAUGUUAAUUUCGUGCCAUCCGUCGUUGGGGACUACUACACCGACCUCGAUAUACAUGUGGCGAUGCACGAGAUAACACAUGCCCUUGGCUUCACUGACAUUGCCGCCAAUGCCAAGCCGCACGCUUUGCCGAAUAACACGAUAAUGCCCGGCUCCAUGAAAGUGUUCCGGCCGGAACUGGAGAAGACAGUAACUAUCAUCACCACACCAAAGGUUGUUGAGGUUGCGAGACGUCACUUUGGGUGCCCGACGCUUGAUGGUGUGGAGGUAGAGGAUAAUGGUGGCGGUGGUACAGCUGGGUCGCAUUGGAAGAAGCGUAUUUUGUUUGAAGAAGUGCUUGUCGGUAUGAUCACCACAGCAAAACUCUUUUACUCUUCCUUUACACUAGCCUACCUUGAGGACCUCGGGUACUACUCUAUCAACUACACUGUGGCGGAAGACGACUUCCGGUGGGGACGCAACAGGAAGUGUCGGUUUCUGUACAACAAAUGCAAUGACCAAGAUGAGUCCGUGGACGAAUUCUGCUUCAGUGAGAGUGGCCUAUUUGGGAGUGCUUGUACACAUGAUAGACUGGGUCUGGGGGCUUGCGAUGUCGUGGUUCACGACCAAGAACUCCCUUCAAAUUAUCAGUACUUCACGGAUAAGAGACGUGGCGGAAGCUCAGAUUUGAUGGACUAUUGUCCUGCCAUUAUGGGGUUCACAGACAUAAACUGUGUAACGGAAAGAAUCCCUGUUGGGUCCAAUAUAUUCGGAAGUGAGGCUGGAGAAUACAGCCGCUGUUUCGACUCAAACAUGAUCGCUGCUGCGUUCCCUAUCAUAAAUACAGGUGGACGCUGUUUUCCGAUGGCGUGCACAGAAGCUGGUCAAAUGCUGCUUCGUAUACAGGGACAAACGGUGCCGUGUCCCGAGGAUGGAAGUGAAGGUGAGGCCGACACGUCCCGUUUAAUCGGCGUCCAUGGUAAGAUAAAAUGCCCUGUGGCAACACUUCUCUGCCAUAACGACUCAGCACUCAAUCCGACGUAUUUAUCUCCUGGAGCUAUUUUGGCAACUGCGUCUACAUCACCACUGGUGCUCCAAAGUCCUAUCGAAUUCGCGCCACAAUAUGCAGCGACAUGCGAAGAGCGCGUUAUGUGUGCUGAUAAUUUAACAUGGGUAUUUCCUGGGUGCCGCAUCAUGGCGAAAAGAAUCGUUGACUGCUUUGGUACAGACUGCGAGACAGCGAUGCGAAAGUGGCUCGAUCGAAACAACCUGACGGAGCAAUGUAAAGAUCGAAGAAAGGUUGCUGAAUUGUGCCUGGAUGGGUGGAUAGGUGCCCAUGGGAUAUGUUCAGUGGCGUCUACUGCUGCCGCCGUAAAGCCACUGAUUUCCAUUAUUGUUACGUUCGCAGCGCUUAUAUUCGUAUUUAUUUUCUGA